Molecule: messenger RNA, 558 nt
Organism: Anopheles coustani
Lineage: Eukaryota; Metazoa; Arthropoda; Insecta; Diptera; Culicidae
Exons: 3
Coding region: 1-558 (185 amino acids)
Source: RefSeq, a predicted model, not a curated record
AUGCCUUCUUCAAGGGUGGAUCGGUGGUCGGUGGGAACGUUAUUGUUCACCGUGUUCGUGGCAAGUUUACAGUGGUCGGUAGUGCUAGCUGCUGCAUUCUACUAUCCAUCAGAUGGAUAUCAAACUAAUCAGUACUACUACAAUGCCCCAUCGGCGGGUGAUUCUUGGGCGCAACCUUCACAGAACGGUUAUUACUACUCACAUCCAUCGAAUUCAAUUGCUCCCAGUGCGCCACAAAACGGGAAUUUAGGUGGAAGAUUUGAUUACUACGGUGUACCAGGUUACGAAGAUUAUCGAACGCGUCAAGACAACCGGUACGCCUGGAACGAUCCUUACGCCCGAAGACAGUGGAACAGUUACUACCAGCGUAACUACUACUAUCCUUCCGGAAGUGCUGAUAGCUGGAAUGACCGAAGGGACAGUUCGCCGUAUUAUAGUCGAAGACGACAAGAUUCAGGUCAACCAGUGGACAUGACGACGCAAGCAACGACGCCUGUUCCUCUCCGUCCCAGUGUACCGCGGAAGAAAAAGCUAUUUGUGCCUAAUGUCUGGGGGUAA